GUAUCGUCAUCUAAAGGAUUACACACCAAACUACGUCAAGCUGCUCAAAGGAAAAAUGGAGUAACAAAAGAACGCGAACAGUUGAUUAAAAUGGGAAAUAAGCUGAGAGCUGAAUUGUUGAAAUAUAAAGGAGGGAAAAAAUCGCCUUCAAUUGAGGCACGUCAAUCGUCCAAAGAUCCGCAGAAUGUGGCGCAAACAUCCCGAUCCCAACUACGGGGUUUGGAACAGUUGCAAUAUGAACUAACAAGCAAAGAACUGCAGUAUGCACAGAGAAAACUAGCGAGGAAUAAUGAUCAGCAUUCGCUAUCUCCUCGGAAAAAGAAUUCCGCGUCGGCCCAAAAACUUCAAAAACACUCUUCAAACACGGAACUCGCAGAAAAAGCAGGCCUACCGGAAUCGUCUACUGUUCGUGACGAAAUCGUCUCGCCAUGGCAACCUUCGUUCUCAUCAGACGACCGCGCGUCGUUACAAGAUGUCUGGAAACUACUAGGCGAGGACAGUCCUGGAUUAACCCAUCGCGGGGACGAAGUCAGCAAGUCUCAGCUUCGGGAAAGUUCCUCAACUACGGAGAGUUUCACAGUCAAAGGUCAGCCUAGUCACGUGCAUCUCAAGCCAGAGUGUUCCAAGGCUGCGCUGUCUGUCAAGGCAGCUGGGAAAUGGACACUCUCCCAGGCUUUUCUCCCACGCCGUCCAUCUAGCUUCUAACUCACGAAGCAGUUUGGCAUCCCAGGGGACCUUGGCGUCACAAUACUCGCGGUAGAGGAACUUUCCU
Molecule: messenger RNA, 772 nt
Organism: Dendronephthya gigantea
Lineage: Eukaryota; Metazoa; Cnidaria; Anthozoa; Malacalcyonacea; Nephtheidae
Exons: 3
Coding region: 91-705 (204 amino acids)
Source: RefSeq, a predicted model, not a curated record